AACCCAGACUUGUUAGCACCUGCUACAGGGGAUGUACAGGAAGGUUAGGGCUGGGUGAUGUCAGCAGGAAGAGAGUCACUCAGCUCAGAACAACUGAGGAGCGAUUGAGAGACACAUCAACAACCAGGGCGACACACAGAACACUCUCAAGAAUGAUGAUGAAUGCCACAAACCACACGGAGAACGAUACUUUCUCCUGCUACAGCCCCUCAGUGGUCGGCUACCGGUACUUUGCGGUGCUGUGGGGGUGUGCUGUGACCAUCACCGGGACUGUGGGGAACCUCAUGACCGUUCUUGCCUUUGCUCUGGACCCACGUUUGAGGACUCGCUUCAAUGUUCUCAUCAUCAACCUGGCUGUAGCUGAUCUCCUGUACUGCACCGUCCUGCAGCCCAUCUCCGUCGACUCCUACCUCCACCUCAGAUGGCGCAGCGGGGAGCUGUGGUGCAACAUCUUUGGCCUGCUCCUCUUCCUCUCCAACUCUGUCUCCAUCAUCACCCUCUGUUUGGUGGCAGUGAGCAGAUACCUCCUGGUUGCAAAGAGAGCCGUUUUUGCACGUGUUUUUUCUAACUAUGGACUUAUUUUGCUCCUGAUCUCAGCUUGGGCGCUCGGCCUGGCCAGCUUCGGCCCACUUUGGUCCGUCUACACGUUCGUACCUCAGGUGUGCACAUGUAGCUUCCAUCGUACCAAAGGUCGCCCCUAUACAACCGUCCUGCUGUUUUUCUAUUUCUUUUUUGGUCUGGGUGUUGUUGGGGCAUUUUACCUGCUCAUUUACAGACGAGUCCGGAUUGCAUCGAAAGCUCUGCUCCGCUACAGACUCAGCCGGCGCUCAUCCAGGAAGAAACCUGCAGCCGUAGAUCAGGAGACCGAUGACAGUGGGGUUGAGAGUGGUCCAGUGAAGACGUGCAGCUCUGAGAUGAGGAGCCAGGAUGAACUGGAUCACAACACAAAUGAUAUUAACAAUGAAAAGUCCUUCCUGUCGACCCAGAACUCAGCUACACCUGACAAGUCUGCAAGUGACAAGUACCAAUCACCUGCUCCCACCUCUGCGCCCCCAUCCUCUGGAACUUCUGGAGAUGAUAAUGAAUUCAAGCGUGUCACUCGCAUGUGUUUCACUGUUUUUCUGUGUUUUGUCUGCUGCUUUGUUCCCUUUCUGUUGCUGAACAUCGCAGACAAACAUAACCGCGCCCCGCAGGUUCUGCACAUGUUUUGUGCCAACCUCACCUGGCUAAACAGCUGCAUUAACCCUGUGCUGUACGCAAUCAUGAACCGACAGUUUAGGCAGGCCUACAACGUGCUGCUCAGCAGAGCUGCUGCUCCCUUCUUACACCUCAGGGCCUCCUGUCAGAACCUGAGAUCUGAAAUCCUCAAGCCUGCCUAAAUACUCCCAUUUUGCACAUGCAAACGUUAAAGUUGCUUUUUAAAUGAAGUAUGAAUUUUUAUCCACGUGAUAUUCUAGUAACGUUUUUUUUCAACUGUGUUUCUCAGGUAUUGAUAAUUAAAGUGUUAAACUUUGCAGGGACUUUUACAUUAGAUGACGCAUUUUGUUGGUCAUGCAAUUAAUUAUGUUUUUAGUGCAUGUGUCAUGAGUUCAUUCAGAAUGUGAAUCAGAAAUGAGACAACCUGGAAAUGUAAUGUGAAAGUGCUGAAAGUACCCAUGUUACACAACCAGUGCAGGACAUUCCCUGUUAACACAACAGUCUAUUUUAAAUAAUGCAGAAGCAUGUGACUCUGCACCGUCUCAACUCUGUACUGUCUCUGUUGAUGGUGACUGACUGGCUGUUUGGACUUAUCUGGUCAAUCCAUGCACAAACAGGUUUGUAAUGACAUACAUUUACUCACUGAGGACUGAAAAUGUAUGCUAUCACCCCUUGGCUGAUGUGUAAUGCCUGAGGUAAUGUUUUUAGAGACGACACUUCCUCAGUCUAACCAGAUUCAGUGUUUUACAGCACAGUUGUGUAUAAAGCAAACACAGGAAGAGUUUUUCAGGUUAAAAACUCAAUGUGAAAAAUAAUGUCAAAAGGAAACAAAACUCCCCUAGUGGCUAGGUUUGAAAAGUCUCAUUCACUUGUUUUUUUACAAAAAUAAAAUGGCUGCUGUUUCUAUGAUGAAUAAA
Molecule: messenger RNA, 2114 nt
Organism: Nothobranchius furzeri (turquoise killifish)
Lineage: Eukaryota; Metazoa; Chordata; Actinopteri; Cyprinodontiformes; Nothobranchiidae
Gene: gpr84
Product: G protein-coupled receptor 84
Biological process (GO): neuropeptide signaling pathway
Cellular component (GO): plasma membrane
Molecular function (GO): urotensin II receptor activity
Source: RefSeq, a predicted model, not a curated record